CCUGAAGCCCUGAACUGGAGCAGCAACGGCAGAUCUGGAUCCACACGACGCGCCGUCGUGCUGGAGUUGGAGUGCCUCGUUCCGUUCCCCCCUGUUGUCGUUUGUUUGCCAACUCUUCCCUGGCUGAUCUCGUGACCCAGACGAGAUGCGCUUCUCCCAUCUUACUACGACACCGUAGUGCCACCAGUGUCGUGCUCGUGCGUGCCAUCCGCCCCGUCCCUCCAGCUCGCCGUUGCCGUCGCGAUCUCCCCGUCCUAAAAAAAGCCGCGUCCCACGUUGCCUUGGUUCCCUCCCCCCCCCCCCCCUCCCCUCCCACACCUGCGCAGUGCGAGUGCCCACUCAAUCGCUGUCCGUCCUCGGUGUCCUCUACUGUCCCCUGCUCGCAUCCCCUGGUUCGCUACGAGAGGCGGCUGCGCGCGGAGGCAAUGGCGGCGGUCGGGAAUGGCGCGGCCGGCGGCGGCACCAGGGCGGCGUUCUCGCAGAUCUACCACACGCUCAAGGAGGAGCUGCUCACCGACCCCGCCUUCGAGUUCACCCAGGAGUCGCGCCAGUGGAUCGACCGAAUGCUUGACUACAAUGUCCUGGGAGGGAAGUGUAACCGUGGGCUCUCUGUGGUCGAUAGCUAUAAGCUGUUGAAGGGUGCUGAUGUUCUGGGUGAGGAGGAGAUGUUUCUUGCUUGCACACUUGGCUGGUGCAUUGAAUGGCUUCAAGCUUUCUUUCUUGUGCUUGACGAUAUCAUGGAUGACUCCCACACUCGGCGUGGCCAGCCUUGUUGGUUCAGGGUGCCUCAGGUUGCCUUCAUUGCUGUGAAUGACGGGAUUAUCCUUCGUAACCACAUUUCACGGAUCCUUAGGCGUCACUUUAAGGGAAAACCUUACUACGCUGAUCUUCUAGAUUUAUUCAAUGAGGUUGAGUUCAAGACAGCUUCAGGUCAGCUGCUGGACCUUAUCACAACUCAUGAGGGAGAAAAAGAUCUAACAAAAUAUAACAUAACAGUUCACCGGCGUAUUGUUCAAUACAAGACAGCAUACUAUUCAUUUUACCUGCCGGUUGCAUGUGCGCUUCUGCUAUCUGGUGAGGAUUUAAACAACUAUGGUGCUGUAGAAAACAUUCUUGUUGAGAUGGGAACAUACUUCCAAGUCCAGGAUGAUUAUCUAGAUUGUUAUGGUGAUCCUGAAUUCAUUGGCAAGAUCGGCACUGACAUUGAAGAUUACAAAUGCUCCUGGCUAGUUGUGCAAGCUCUUAAGCGUGCUGAUGAGAGCCAAAAGAGCAUUCUAUUUGAAAAUUAUGGCAAGAAAGAUCCUGCAUGUGUGGCAAAAGUGAAGAAUCUCUAUAAAGAACUUAACCUGGAGGUGAUAUUUCAAGACUAUGAGAGUGAGAGCUACACAAAGCUGAUCGCGGGUAUUGAAGCCCAGCCGAGCAUCGCUGUUCAGAACGUAUUGAAGUCCUUUUUGCACAAGAUUUACAAGAGGCAGAAGUAGGGUGCUCUUGGAUAGUGAGCUGUUCCUUAUUGCAUGCUUGACAGAUAACUGGAGUGCUUGAUCCAUGAUGUGGUGCUUCUAGUUUAAAAAUUUGAUGUCGUAUGAUGCACCUUGCUGCUCUGAAUAAUAACGAGGCAAGGUGCUAUUUCGGUUUGAUGGACCGCCUGGUGUAGACAAGACAUUGGUUGUUGUUUUAUUUGUAUCGUAUCGUGUUCUUUUUCUCUCCCAGUUGCAUUAAAGUGAAUUUCAAAUGUAUAUUUCCAGAGUAAACCUCUAGGGUAGUAUUUGUUAAGUGCUACCAGAAUUCUAUUAUUGUUGAGGAAAUCAGGAACAGCUGGAAUACGCAGGAUCAGAUGGAAUUGGUAGAAGUAAGUUGACUUAUGCGCAAUCAAGGAAGCCAAUGAUUUUAUG
This is a messenger RNA of Phragmites australis (common reed), 1892 nucleotides long. RefSeq names its product farnesyl pyrophosphate synthase-like. Lineage: Eukaryota; Viridiplantae; Streptophyta; Magnoliopsida; Poales; Poaceae. Gene Ontology annotation, cellular component: cytoplasm. The record is from RefSeq and is a predicted model, not a curated record. The coding region runs from base 426 to 1481 and encodes 351 amino acids. Gene Ontology annotation, molecular function: dimethylallyltranstransferase activity; (2E,6E)-farnesyl diphosphate synthase activity. Gene Ontology annotation, biological process: trans, trans-farnesyl diphosphate biosynthetic process. The transcript is spliced from 12 exons.